Messenger RNA from Dreissena polymorpha, 3210 nucleotides. RefSeq names its product coronin-7-like. NCBI's taxonomy places the organism in Eukaryota, Metazoa, Mollusca, Bivalvia, Myida, Dreissenidae. The record is from RefSeq and is a predicted model, not a curated record. Gene Ontology annotation, molecular function: protein binding.
UUCAGAGUUCUGAUGCCACUGUAUGAUGAAGAUACAAACAUGCUGCUAGCGAUUGGGAAGGCAGACACCAGUUGGUCCUACUAUGAAGUGUCUACUGCAGACCCGUAUCUUACAAGAAAUGCUGUUGAGCGAACAGAACGCAGUGAGCAGAUCCGUGGUGCAUGUCUGGUGCCGAAACUCGCGAUGAACGUAAUGGAGGGAGAAGUGGAUAGACUGAUGCUUCUCAUGCAGAACUCAAUUGUACCACUCCCGUACAUUGUACCACGCAAAGAUUACCGGCAGUUCCAUGCAGACCUGUUCCCUGAUACCAAAUGUGAGGAGCCUGCUUUAUCAGCCCAGCAGUGGGCAGCUGGAGAGAAUGGCAAGGUUUCUCUGACAAGUUUGGAUCCGAGUAAACGGUCUUUGAAACCACAAUCACAGAAACCCAAAGACAAGGAAAUAAAGCCAAACAAAGAGGCAACAAAAAAUGAACAGCCAAAGUCUACUGAUGCUUUAAGCCCCUCAGUAUCACAGUCAACAGCAUCUACUAGGUCACAGGUAACCAAGGCAACUGGUGCUUCUAAGGAGACCGCAAAACCUGCAGUUGUUGCUCCAACAGAACCGAGCAAGGCGGCCAAGACAUUUGCUGCCAUGCAUAUGUCCAAAUGCAAGUACCCUGAAAGGAGUGACGGAACACGUGAGCAAGCAUAUUGUGAACGUUCGCAACCUGUGUCGCACUUUGCCGGGUCAGAGCGACCUGUUUGCAGGCAACGGGACGCGGUGUGGUUACCCAUUGAAGGGCCUGGCGGGAGAGUGGCAGUGCUAGAGUUGAACCAACCUGGCCGUCUACCAGAUACUGGGGUUCCCGUGUUGCAGAAUGGCAGCAAAGUGAAUGAUUUUGUCUUUGAUCCAUUUGAUGACUCAAGGCUGCUUGUUGGCUGUGACAAUGCCAAGGUAUACAUAUGGAAGAUCCCUGACACUGGGUUGACAGAGACGCUGGAUGACUAUGAGUCCUAUCUGAUGAGUCACACAGAGAAGAUCUACUUCGUCCGAUUUCACCCACUGGCCAAGAAUGUGGUGGUGACUGGAGCCUAUGACAUGAAGUUGAAAAUCUGGGACCUCACAGACAAUACUGAGCAGCUAGAAGUCACAUGUCACACAGAUCAGAUAUUUUGUGCAGAAUGGAGUCCUGAUGGACGUUACCUAGCUACAGUUUGUAAAGAUGGUCGUGUGAGAAUCAUAGACCCCCGAAAACAGUCAGUUCGGGAAGGCAAGGGGCCAGAAGGGAGCCGAGGUGCAAGGGUCAUCUGGGCUGUAGACAUGACAUAUCUCGUUGUCUCAGGUUUUGACAGGGACAGUCGUCGGCAGCUGCUGGUAUACUCCGUGGGCAAGCUGGGAAACCCUCUGUAUGAGGAGACCCUCGAUGUAUCCCCAAGCAUACUUGUACCACACUAUGAUGAGGGAACCAGGACUGUCUUCCUCACAGGCAGGGGAGAUGCUAGCAUCAUCACGUACGAGGUAUCAGAGGAGUACCCACACCUGUUUGCAUUGACACCUGUGAAGCCAGAGGGCGCGCACCAGGGCAUCUACUUCCUGCCUGUGACCUCCUGCAGUGUGCGUGACGUGGAGAUUGCACGGGUCCUGAGGCUAACACAGAGCUCUGUGGAGCCAAUGUCCUUCACUGUACCCAGGGUCAAGACAAUCUACUUCCAAGACGACUUAUUUCCUGAUACCAUUCCACCAAGUGUGCCGUCAAUGACUAGCCAGGAAUGGUUCCGAGGGGAAAACAAGAUGAAUAAGAAAAUAUCCCUCAGACCAAAGGACAUGAGACCUUUGAGUGAGGCCCCUGAGGAGGCCCCCAAGGCCAGGAAGUAUGACAGCUACAAUCCCGACACAUACAAGACUGAUGAGCAGAAGAAAGAAGAGCUGAUCAGUGCAAUGACAAACAAGCUGGACAUCAAAGCAGAGCCUUUACCCCAGGAUGAUGCUGAGGGUGUGGACUCGGAUGAAUGGGGCGAUGAUUAAAGAAGGCAGCUAAUAGUCUCCAACAUUCCAUGUGUGCAAUAUCUCAGCGAUAUGUGUGCUUUAUUUUAUUGUAAAUCUAAAUAGGCCUGCUCAAUGAACAUGCAUUUAACCCCCCUUUUCACAGAGAACGGCCAUCAACAUAAAGGUUAAUAUGAUUUGUCAUAUAAUUACAACACUGUGAUAUAUGAUGAUGAAGAUGAUGAUAAUGAAGACGGUAGAAACUUUACCUAGGUUAUCAUAUUAGUGCUACAAAUUGUAAAUAGACCUUAUUUUUGUCCCCUACCGGUGAAACCGGAGGGGACUUAUGGUUUGCGCUCUGUUUGUCAGUCAGUCUGUCUGUCUGUCACAUUUUUCUGGAUCCUGCGAUUACUUAAAAAGUUCUUCAUAUUUUUUCAUGAAACUUGCAACAUGGAUUGAUGGCAAUAUGGACAUUAUGCACGUAAUUUCAUUUUGUUCCUACGUCAAAAAUUGUGGUUGCUAUGGCAACCAAAAAAACUAAACAAAAAAAAACUCUGAAAAUGGUGGAAUUUCUUACAAUGGUGGAGCCGGUAGGGGACCAUAUUGCUUGACAAUAGCCUUGUUAUAAUUGUCUUUUGACAGAGAAAUAGAAGACGGGAUAUGAAAUAACCAUCUUUAAUACAUUUUGUAUGUUCUAUGAUCCAGAAUUGCUUAUUACCAAACAAAACUGUAGAAAUUGCUUUUUUAUCAGAAACUCUCCAGUUAAGUAGUAUUAUUAGUAUACUCUCAAGUAUAAAAUUGUUGUACAUCAUAGGUUUAUGCAGGUGUCAGUUUUAUAAGUUUGAUAAAUUAUCAGUGUAUGAUCAGGUUACUAGUUUUUGUGAUUAUUAAGAUUUCAAGUUUAAGACCAUAUAUAAAAGCUUUUUUAUUGUACAGAUGUUUCAAUACAAACUCUGGUAAUAUAACCAAAUUAAUUAUUAUCUCCUCUUCUGCCAGUAUUUUUGCUAUAAACUACAAACAUUGUGUAUCAUCUCUAUUUGUUGAAAUAUUAUUUUAAACCCAAGAUAUUAAGCAUGUAUUGUUGCUUUGACCAAAACAGUUAAGUGUAAAUUCUAUUGAAUUUCAAUAUUUUACAUUCCUACUUCCAAUGUUUAUUUAUACUCUUUUCAUAUAUAAAUCUUAUAGAAAUGUUAAUACUAAUUUUAAACCUUAAAAAAUCGUAUUGAAAGUAAUAAAUGUUUAAACUUA